Lytechinus variegatus (green sea urchin) is the source of this 2334-nucleotide messenger RNA. RefSeq names its product KICSTOR complex protein ITFG2-like (gene itfg2). Gene Ontology annotation, biological process: regulation of TOR signaling. The coding region runs from base 48 to 1439 and encodes 463 amino acids. The record is from RefSeq and is a predicted model, not a curated record. Lineage: Eukaryota; Metazoa; Echinodermata; Echinoidea; Temnopleuroida; Toxopneustidae. Gene Ontology annotation, cellular component: KICSTOR complex. The transcript has 14 exons.
UGAUCAGCAUUGCAAUUUGCUUGUCCAGCGGAAAAUCUCUCAGUAAAAUGAGGUCUGUGGUUUUCGUUGAAAAGAUUGAACUGGAUUUCUCUGGCAACAUAUUUGCUAAUGCAUUGGUUCUCGGUGACGUGGACAAUGAUUCGCUUCAUGAGCUGAUGGUCGGAAGUGUCGAUGGGGAACUAUGGAUAUACAAAGGAGAUAACACAGUGCCCUUGGCGACGGCAUCAAAUCUAGGCAUGAUUGUAUGCACAGAAAUAGCUGAUGUUUGCAAUGCAAGUAAGAAUGUUGCUGUGGUUCUGUGUGCUGAUGGACUCUGUUACCUUUUUGCUAUUGACAAGCAAAGCAACGACAUCCAGCAAGAAAGAAAACAGACACAGGCAGAUAGUGGUCCUGUUGCCACAGAUGGCCAGGGCACAGAAGAGCUGCCUCAAGAAACAAGGAAGCCUUUGACCUUGACUCCUUUUCACACUCAACAUCUCCCUGCCAAUUCAAAGGUGGUUCUCGUUGCAGAUAUUGAUAAUGAUGGUCAACUGGAGCUAGUUGUUGGAUACACAGAUAGAGUCAUCCAAGCGUACAGGUGGCAAGACAAAACAGUGCUCCCUGAGGAUGCUGAGGGAUCAGGAGAAAAGGGCUUUGUGCUUCUUCAGAGAUGGAAUGUGGAUGGUCAGGUUGGUUCUCUCUCCCUGAGUAAGAAUGAUGAUGGCUCUCCUAUGCUAGUAGUCUCUCAACCAGGCUGUAAUUAUGCUGAGCUCAAAUGUAGCUGGAUUAUACAACACGAUGCUAGGCAAGACAGUGCCAUAGAUCUCAGAGCCAACAAGGAUCCAUAUGUUUACAUGCAUCUAAUCACAUCCCUUAGAGCAAGACAUGCUGAUGUCUCGACAGAAAUUGUUGCUGGUUUAUCAAAAGGAGAGAAAGAAGGUAAUGAGGAUAUUGAACCUGAACCAGACCGAAUAGCAAUGUGUACUCUCGAUGGCACUCUGAUGUUGAUUGAAAAGGAUAAAAGUCUUUGGUCAAGACUUGUUGACCAUCAGCUGUUUGCAUUGACCAAACUGGACAUCAUGUGCGAUGGUUGGGAUGAGGUAGUUGCAUGUGCAUGGGAUGGUCAGACGUAUAUCAUUGAUCACACACAGCAGUCAAUACGUUUUCAUCUCAAGGAGAGUGUCUGUGCUUUCACUGCAGGUCUUUACAGCACCAAUGGGAAAAACACACCUUGUCUUGUUUACGCCACGUUCAACAACAAGAUCUACAUAUACUGGAACGUCCAGCUGCCUAGGAUCCGAUCGGCAAAUCUCAUCCAUGUUGCAUCUGCAAAUGAUGAACUGAAGGAGAGAUUGGACAAGUUAGGAAUAAAAUCUGAGGAUGAAAAGAGGGAGCUCUUUAAGCGACUGAUCUAUGGAGGAUCUAAGAAACCAACGUCCAAGCCUGAAGGGAUCAGCUAGAUCUUCCGAUGGUCUAAACUGAGGGACCUGUUCCUUGAAUCAGACUGACCGAGGGCAGCCUAUCUUCCUUGCCCUGUUGCUUGAUAACAUGGUGCAUUCCUUGAAUGUCUCAAGCAAACGAAACAGGUGCUGGAUCUAUGGCUAUGGUGAUAUAUGCAUUGCGCCUUUGAAUAAGCAUUCAGAUAAAUCAUGCUUUACAGAUCAUAUUAUUGAUACCGGGGUAGGCUUAUGUGCUAUCCAUGUGAGGUUAGAGGAAUACAUAUAUAAUAUAAUUCUAUGAGAAGAAAAAGUUUAUUUGAUUUUGGUUUCAUUUCAGAGCCAAAUAUGACAGAAACAACUUCAUCUGUAUAUCAAUGAUUUAUUAUGUAAUUUAAGAUGAAUAAUCCUAAUCAAAUGAUGUUUGUAUGAAUGCAGGUGAUUAGGCAUUACUAUUGCCCCAAUGCAUGAAUUUACUAGUGAUGAGCUGGGCAUUAGUAAUGUAUGACGACCUGUUAUAAUUUUUAGAUGAUGAUGGUUUAUCAAAUAACAAGGAUCCACAUCACUAUCUUAUAAAACAAAUAAUGCACAUGUUUUGAGAUGGUGAUGGUUUAUAAAAGUAAUCAACAUCACCAUUUAUAAACCAAAUGAUACACAUCAUUUAGCUAGGUCUAGAUUUUGGGUACAGGUGCAGUGGAUUAGUCUUAGGACUUUAAAACAGAUGGUUUUAGGUUCAAUCCCUGCUGUGGUGUAAUUUCCUUCAGCAAGUAGUUCAGCUGUUAAACUUAUUCCAGAUAUAUUUGGUUUUGAUUUUCAGCUUCAAUUUAGCUUUUCUUUGUUCAAGACUAUGGGAACUCUUCCAAAUACCACUUUUUCAACACACUUUGUGAUCACUCUCAUUCCUGGCCCCAUGCCAGUC